UCUUUAUCUUGUUCUAUUCCUAUUCCAAUUCCAUUCCAUUCCAUUCAUCCUAUUCUAUUUCUUAUUCUAUUCCUAUUCCAUGUCGUCAUUUGGCUGAAAAGGUGAGAAUCCGGGCCUUGGUUUUCAAGCCCUCCCUCAUCUUUAUCACCCCCACAAUCUUAUUUACAUCGAAAGGGGAUUGCAUUUUUGCUCAGAGCGGAAGGGCAUUCUGUCUCCUGGGCACAGACACUGGCUGGCCAAUUUCUUUGUGAUGGCUUCUGGCCUGCUGCUGCUGCUGCGCAGCCCCUCCUCCUCCUCCUCCUCCUCCUCCUCCUCCUCCAAGCCCCGCAGAGACCCAGCCUGGGAAAGCAAAGCUGGAAAGCAGCAGUAGCACUAGCCGAUUUCCAUAGCUACGCAGGAGGCAGCAAGGGGACCUGCCUUUCACAGGACGGAGGGAGGGAGCUUCACAGCUGCCCCCCUUUGCCAAGCAAGGCAACUGUUGUUCGUGGCCGCUCGGACAACAACAACAACAACACCACCGCUUCGCCUCCAGCAGAAGAUGCUGCACAGGCAUCUCCACGGCAGGUUCCAGGACCAGGGAUGAGCUGAGAAGCAGGGUGGGAGCCCCCCUCCCUUCUCCACAACAGCAUCUUCCCUGGCUGGGCUCCUCUCCUGGCCUCCCCCACGCUCAUGGCCAAGAGCUGACGGGAAGAAGAGAGCAGGUCCCGGAAUUUCCUUCCGCUGCCAGACACCAUGAUCCGCAAGAAAGCCUCGGUUCUGAGUCCGCCCGAUGCCAGCCUCCUGAUCAGCGGUGCCAAGGGCUCCUCCGGGGGCCACUUCGGCGAUGCCGGGGCCAUCCGGAACGGGGCCUCCACCGGAAGCUUCGAUGUGGAAGAGGAUGAUACGGUCUACAUUUACAGCAGAGACGGAUAUGGUUCUUCCAACAGUCCCAGAGGAAAUUACUUCAGGGAUGGGAAAACGAAGAUCGACUUCGUGCUGGUUUGGGAGGAGAAAGCCCCUCCCUCAAAGAAAAAACGUAGCAAACAUCUGCACCGUCAGGGCGAGGCGGCGGCGGGCUCAAGAGCUGGCUGGGACCAACGCUAUGGGCGGCACGAGAGAUGGAGGCGGAAAUUCCUCAAAAGUUUGAGGAACGCCGGCCUCUUGAUAGAGAAGGAGGAGACCCAGAGCGAACACAAGAGCAUCCACUACCUGAAGCUGAGCACCCCCUGGGAGGUGCUGGUGUAUUACGCCGAGGAGCUCUGCAUGCGAGCGCCUCUCCAAGCUCACCCCAAUCCAGACAGAAAUAGUUCCGACCACCUGCUUCGGAAGUUGCACAUCCCCAACAUCAUGGAUCAGAGGGUGCCUAACAAGCCUGUGGACUACUACACCUGUGCCUUCCGCAAGUCCAAGCUCGACAGGUUCCUGGGCAGCGAUUUGCACGACUCCUACUUCACCAAUACGCAAAGGCAUCGAAUCGUGUAUGAAAUCUUGGCACGGACGAUUUACGGGAAACGGAAGCACGCGGAAAUAGGCAUCGACCGUCUGCUGAACGAAGGGGUCUAUUCUGCCGCUUUCCCGCUGCACGAGGGCCCCUAUGAGCUGCCAGACUACGAAGUGCUGAAUGAAGAACUGAACCCCCGGCAGAUCCUGUACCGUUUUUGGGCCCGCUGGGCCUGCUGGUACAAGUAUCAGCCCCUUGACCACAUCCGGGAAUACUUUGGAGAGAAGGUGGCCAUCUACUUCGCCUGGCUGGGCUUCUACACAGCCUGGCUGAUCCCAGCCGCCGCCAUUGGCAGCUUUGUGUUCCUCGCCGGUCUCUUCACCAUGGAGAUGAAUGUGCCGGCGAAAGAGAUCUGCAACAGUGGGGGGGAAUUCCUCAUGUGCCCUCUGUGCGAUACUUGUGGCAACUGGAACAUCUCUGAGAUCUGCCCCAUGGCAAAGAUUGGUUACCUGUUUGACCAUCCGGGGACGGUUUUCUUCAGCAUCUUCAUGUCCUUCUGGGCUGUGACGUUUCUGGAGUACUGGAAACGGAGAAACGCCACUCUGGCUCACCACUGGGACUGCAUGGACUUCCAAGAGGAAGAGGAACGUCCUCGCCCAGAGUUUGCUGCUAUGGCCCCUUGCCUGGAACAGAACCCAAUCACGGGACUGAAGGAGCCCCAUUUCCCCAAGCACGACCGACUGUCACGAAUCCUGACUGGAUCCAUGGCUAUUGUCAUCAUGCUCUGUGUUGUGAUGAUCUUUUUGGUGUCGGUGAUCAUGUACCGUGGGAUUGUCAGCACCGCAAUGUACCACACCGGGAACCGAGUUCUGAUGACGCAGGCAGGUAACAUUGCGAAUAUCAGCAGCUCCAUGGUGAACUUGGUGCUCAUCCUUCUUAUGAGCCAAGUCUACACCUCCUUGGCCGAUAAACUUACCAGAUGGGAAAUGCACCGGACUCAAACGCAGCACGAGGAUGCCUUCACCUUCAAAGUUUUCAUUUUCCAGUUUGUGAACUUCUAUUCGUCUCCUUUCUACGUGGCUUUCUUCAAAGGCAGCAGGUUUGUGGGCUACCCUGGUCAAUAUGGACAGCUCCUGGGCAUGAGGAACGAAGAUUGCGGUCCUGGCGGAUGUCUCAUUGAAUUGGCCCAGCAGCUGUUCAUCAUCAUGGUUGGGAAACAGAUAGCCAGCAACGUCCAGGAAUUCUUUGUUCCAAAGCUGAAGGCUUGGCACCAGAAAAGGAAGCUGGCCAAGGUGCGAGGAGGGCAGAUCUGCCAGGAGCCCAAGCGGUGGGAGGAAGACUAUGAACUAAUUCAAUGCGAAGGCCUCUUCGAGGAGUACCUGGAGAUGGUGCUCCAGUUUGGCUUCAUCACCAUUUUUGUGGCUGCUUUCCCAUUGGCCCCUCUCUUCGCCCUGCUCAACAACUGGGUCGAAAUCCGUCUGGAUGCCCAGAAAUUUGUCUGCGAGUACCGCCGACCGGUGGCUGAGCGAGCGCAGGACAUCAGCGUUUGGUUCUUCCUCCUUGAGGUCUUGGCCCAAAUCUCCGUCGUUGUCAAUGCCUUUCUCAUCGCCUUCACCUCGGACUUCCUGCCACGGCUCCUCUACCAAUAUGAGUAUGACAGCCACCUCCACGGCUACGUGAACUUCACCCUGGCUUACUCCCCACCCGCUUACGUGCUUAGCAACCAUACCAUGUGCAGGUACAAAGCCUUCCGCGAUGCUCAUGGAAACUACACCCUCUUUUACUGGAAACUUCUGGCCAUUCGCCUGGGCUUCAUCAUCGCCUUUGAGCAUGUCGUCUUUUUCUGCUUGCGCCUGAUUGAUUGGCUGGUGCCAGACAUCCCCGAAUCCCUGGAAGUCAAGAUCAAGAGGGAGCGUUACCUAGCCAAGCAGGCGCUGGCUGACAACCAGGAAGCGCUGUUGACGACGGUGAGUGACGACUCUUCUCCCACCCCAGCAAGCAGCUUUUUAUCCAGCAGUGUGAAUUAGCAAUACACAAGUGAGGUCGAAGCAUGCGCACCAGGGGCAUCCCCCGUCGAUUUUUGAUCAGGAAGCAUCUCCUCUCGACAGCAUGGACAAUGCCAGCGGGGCACGAGGGAAGCCCUUCCCUGCGGCAGUCUUUGGAAGACCCAGAAGAUUGGACUUUUUUCUGUCUUACCCUGAGAUUCUUUCUCUCUCUCUCCCUCUCUCCAUUUCUCUCUUCAUUUCUUUGUUUCCUGCUCCCAUUCCUUCCUUCACCACCCUUUCCCUCUCUCCCUCUCUCUCCACUCCUUCCCUCUCUCUCCAUUUCUCUCUCUCUCUCCCCCAUACUCCUUCUCUCUCCACUUUCCCUCUCUUUCCCUCUCCCU
Molecule: messenger RNA, 3806 nt
Organism: Ahaetulla prasina
Lineage: Eukaryota; Metazoa; Chordata; Lepidosauria; Squamata; Colubridae
Product: anoctamin-7-like
Exons: 23
Coding region: 733-3447 (904 amino acids)
Biological process (GO): chloride transmembrane transport
Cellular component (GO): plasma membrane
Molecular function (GO): chloride channel activity; protein dimerization activity
Source: RefSeq, a predicted model, not a curated record